AUGAGAUCGGAGUGGUGGUGGGACAUGGAUUUUACUAUUAUUGAUGUUACUGACGCACAGAGCUCACGGAACUCGAGAUACAGUGCGCGGUCUUCUUUUGUGCGAUGUCUUGUGGAGACAAAUAAGUGCAAAUCCCAGUAUGGUCCAUAUUUUGUUGGGGUUGAGUAUCACAGGUGUAAGGCUAGUUUGCCUUCCACCAAAAUGUCGCUCUUUUCGCGCCGGAAAACACCUGACCAACUGGUGAAGCUAUUAAAGGAUGCAUUAGCGGAUCCCCUGGCACCCGCAAAGCCUGCCAAGGACGGAACACCCGUGGAAGUAAUCACGAAGCGUCUUAGCGAAAUGAAAGUACUGUUAUAUGGAGAUGGAGAACAGGAGGCGAAAUUAGAAAAAUGCGUGCAGCUGGCAGAGCUCCUGAUAGCCAGUGGCCUCAUUCCUAAGCUAAUUUCGAGACUGGACAAGUUACCUUUCGAGGCGCGCAAACAGUUUGCACAGGUGUACAACAAUCUUAUGCGACGUGAUCUCGCAGGUUUUGUAAGCUAUGUGGAGCAUAAACCUGAAAUUUUGUCAGCACUUGUAGCGGGUUAUGAGAAUCCUGAGGUGGCGCUUAAUUGCGGUACAAUGCUGCGUGAGCUGAUUCGCCACGAGGUUCUGGCAGGAAAAAUUUUGUAUUCAGCUGACUUAUGGAGGUUCUUUGAUGUAUACGUUCAUCUGCCUAACUUUGAGGUUGGUUCGGAUGCAUUUGCAACGUUCAAGGAUCUAUUUACGCGUCAUAAGACACUGGCUGCUACAUUUCUCACGUCCAAAUUUGACGUGGUAUUCACCAAGUACAAUUGCUUGCUUAUGUCUGAGAACUAUGUCACGAGACGGCAAUCGUUAAAGCUACUUGGAGAGAUUCUACUUGACCGCUCCAAUUUUGACAUCAUGAUGAAAUACAUUGGGGAAAAGGAAAAUUUGAAGAUGAUGAUGAAUCUGUUACGUGACACGAGUGCAAACAUCCAGUUCGAGGCCUUUCACGUCUUCAAAGUGUUCGUUGCUAACCCCAAAAAGCCUGAAGCGAUCUCCGUGAUCCUUGUGAAUAACCGUGAGAAGCUUAUCGCAUAUCUCAAAAAUUUUCAGAACAGCAAAGAGGACCCGCAAUUCAUUGAGGAAAAGGCUCUGCUGAUCAGGACCCUUGAGGGUCUUACGAUUGGCGAAGCUGCCUCUGAAGCGUUUAUUCAUGCCUUUUCCUUCUGUAUGGCGAUGAUGUCGGCAGCAUAG
Molecule: messenger RNA, 1257 nt
Organism: Plasmopara halstedii
Lineage: Eukaryota; Oomycota; Peronosporomycetes; Peronosporales; Peronosporaceae
Product: Conserved protein Mo25
Exons: 9
Coding region: 1-1257 (418 amino acids)
Biological process (GO): intracellular signal transduction
Molecular function (GO): protein serine/threonine kinase activator activity
Source: RefSeq, a predicted model, not a curated record